Messenger RNA from Triticum aestivum (bread wheat), 3739 nucleotides. Its product is annotated as F-box/FBD/LRR-repeat protein At1g13570. The transcript is spliced from 7 exons. The record is from RefSeq and is a predicted model, not a curated record. Gene Ontology annotation, molecular function: protein binding. Lineage: Eukaryota; Viridiplantae; Streptophyta; Magnoliopsida; Poales; Poaceae. Bases 204 to 1877 code for a protein of 557 amino acids.
CCAAUAAUACGCUGCUAAAAAUAAGCGGAAAAGAAAUCCCAUCGCCGGCCGUCCUUCCCGAGUCCUCAGUCCGAGCGACCCACGGCGGCUCGACCUGCCGCUGCCGCUGCCGGUGCCCCACCUCUUCUCCUCUUCCACGGCGACCAGCCCAACCCCUCCUCCUUUCACGGGCCGCCGUUCCGGCCACCGGUUGGUUUCUGAGAAUGGGGAUCAUGCUCAACUUCACAGUGCCCAAUCAAUUCCAUCCAACGCAACUCCACCGAGGCAGCGGCAGAAUAGUAGGCCAUCAGCUCGAAGCGUUGAGCAUUCUGGCUUUCAGAGCUUUAUCCGAGCACAUUCAACAGAAUGAAGUGUUCCGUCAAACGCCUAUAGCCAACAGCCAGUUUCAACUGCUGAGCAUUCUGCUUUGCGGACUAAUCCAUGCCAAGGGAAUAACUGGGGAAGUUCGAUGUAAACUGUGCUGCAUUCUCAUCUGUGGAGUUAUAUCUGACUACAUCCAUCACGGACCAAUUGAUGCAAAGGAAUCGGCGAUUGAUCUGUUUGGAGACCUUCCAGAGGACGUGCUAUGCACAAUUUUUUCAAAGUUGCCUCUGGAAGAGGCUGUAAGAACCAGUGCCGUAUCAAGGAAAUGGAGAUACUUGUGGAUGCUUUGUUCUAAAUUGAGUUUCGAUGGAAAUACAGUAUGUGGCAAAAACAAUUAUGAGAAAAGAGUGUAUACUCUAAUGUUCACUCGCAUUGUUAAUAGGGUCUUGGAACAGUACCGUGGCAAGUUGGUGGAAGAGCUUGCAAUCAAAAUUGAGUUCAACUGGAUGUUGGUUGAACAUCUUGAUAACUGGGUUCGUUUUGUUGUAUCAUCACAGACAAAGGCACUAGUUUUUGAUUUAGCACCAGAACAGCGUCAACCUCCAGGUCGUGAUGAUCGGUACAAAUUUCCAUUUGAGCUUUUAGACGACGACAGUAUAUGCCGUCUACAGAAACUUCAUCUUAGCUUUGUAGAUUUCCAGCCACCAAUUCAUUUUAGUGGUUUCCCUAACCUAAGGAAGCUUGAUCUGAACUUAGUGAAUGUCAGUGGGAAGGAUAUUCAACAUAUGUUGUCAAACUGCUGUAACCUAGAGUGGCUGAGUAUUGUUAGAUGCCAUCUCAAUGGGGAACUAAAGGUUAACGGCCCUCUGCCUCACCUGCUAUACUUGAAAAUUGCUUCCUGCAAUAUAACAAAUAUAGAAUUCCUUGCCGAGAACCUUGCAACCUUCGAAUACAGAGGAGAAGCGGUGCCUAUUGACCUCAGUAAUUCAUUGGAACUGAAAUGUGCAAACAUAUGGUAUUAUAGAGACACGCUCGAGCACACUAUUACUGUUCUUGCUAAUGUGCUUAUAAAUGUGCAACAUCUGACCCUCGAUACAGCCUGUGAACCUCCAAAGAUUCCCUGUUUGAUGCAUUACCGAUGCAAGUUUUCUCAGAUGACGUAUUUACAAUUGAGGUUGGUUUAUAUCGAAGAAUUCAAUAUAUUAUCUUUGGUCUCUUUUGUGAGGUCUGCUCCUUUCAUCCGGAAGUUAGAGCUGCACUUUCGUUUCCCUAGUUAUGUGCAUUCGAUACAAGAAUCUGAUGAACCUAUCAGGAAGCUACCGGAGCGUCUGUUCAACAACUUAAAGAGUUUGUAUGUUACAGGAUUUAAAGCAUGCAUCGGUCAAGUUGAGUUCCUUUCACACAUGGUGGAAAAUUCCCCUGCACUGGAGAUUUUAAGUAUAGAUCAUUCAGACAAAUAUCCCCUAGAAGGCCAUGAAAGAGACACGAAAACGGUUGUUGACGUAGUCCAUAGAACUGCUAGAAGGUAUCUCGAAGGGAAGAUUUCGUCCAAGUGCACCCUAAUAUUACUUUAAGGGAUUUGUUGGUAUAGGGAUGUACAUUGUAUCUCUAUCUAGGGAUUGAAAAUCCGAUGCGGUGGCAUCUUUAAACAUGUCUGCAUUGGUCACUACUAUGUGCAUUGUGAUUUGGUUUUGCACGGUCCAUUAUAAUAUUGAUGAAAUGAACAUGCUUCCCUUUGCAUAAAUCCGCUGUUUGCCCUCCACUACAGUACUCGUUGCGUACAACUCUAUUAACCUCGGAGUUCCACGUUUUCACCCCAUUUUAGAUGAUGUAUAUGCUUCCUCCCUGCAUGACAUGUAUGGACACAUGGGGCCUUCUCUUUUUUAGCAGGCACGCAGCCCUAGUUGUUUUAGUUUUUUUUUCACCUCGCCGUCUCCCCCAUGCUAUCAGGUGUGGCGUUGGGUGUUAUCCGAUCGUCCAAAGCAUUCCCGCCUAACCAGUAACUGCUUGCUUCUGUAUAAUUCUUCUAUUUUUAUUCCUCUUGGUUUACCGGCUGUUGUUCCUCUGGUUACCGGUUGUGCUCUCAUCGGGCGCCAGCAGCUGCCUCCGCUGGUCGAGCUCGCUGCUGACCUACUCAGGCAAGCAGCUCAGCUCUGCAGCUGCGUGCUGCUCCUGGACUUAAGUUAACUUUUUCAGGAAGGGGCUAUGGUAUCCUGAGGGACUAGAGACUGAGGGACUACAUCCUCAAGCAUGGCCUUGGCUGCUGGACUGCUGUCCCUGCAAGGGCUGGUGAGCUCUCUCUCUCUCUCUCUCUCUCUCUCUCAAUGUAGGAGUACUUCUUUCCCUUUUCAUGCAUGGAAAUUGCUGCCUGUCAUUGCUUGCAGAAGUACUAGUCUAGUACACAUGGCUGGAGUACUAGUCUAGUAGCAUUAGCAAUAAUUUGAUGAACUUGCGUCGUUUCUAAUGGGUUUUCUUGUAUUUAGCUUGGAGUUCUACUUGGAACCUUACAAAUGCUAGUGUUUGUAAUGAUCAAAUGAUAAUGCUAACAAAUGCUAGUGUUUUCAGUUAAGUUUUUCUGAAACUACUCCUCUGUCAAUGGUUACAAACAAAUUCUGUACUCCUUUUUCAAACAAAUGGUUUUAACUGAAAAUUUCAUCAUGCUACUGUGACAUCUACUGAAAAUUUCAAACAAAUGAAAGAAGUACUGUAGUUACAAAUGGUGACAUCUACUGUACUCAUUUUUCAGUACAUCUACUGUGACAUCUUCUGUAGAUUCUAUUACACACGCUUAUCCUCUGUCAUUUUACUCAUACACAUGUCUAUGAUCCUGUUAACACAUGCUCAUGCUCGCUGCAAGAUCUGAUGAUCAACCGGAGAUGUUGCUGGUCAAUUCAUAGCGACGACCUGAUGCUCUGCUGCACUGAUCCAGCCGGAGAUGAUGCUGAUGAUCUGCUGCUCAACAAGGUGCUGCUGCUUCUCCCGGGGCGUGCUGAUGAUCUGCUGCUCAACGUGGUGAUGGAUCUGGUAGCGCUUGGGGCAGGUGAUGGAUGGGCGACGAGGAGCAGCAGGGGCGACGAGGAGCCUGGCGGAGGGGUGGAGCAGGGGCGACAAGGAGGGGCCUAGCGGAGGGGUUGAUGGAGGAAGACGAUGAUUUCAGAUUAGGGGUAGUUCUGUACUUUCCUAGCUUUUCACCUGGUCGGAGAAUCCCCCCGGCGACAACUAUUACGGUACAGAGGGAGUAGGUUGUAAGACAUGGAACAUGCUGAAGGACUUGCAUGGAAAAGAAGGCGGCUGAGAAUGAGGUCACACGUUGUAUGGACUUAACAAUUCUGUACUCCGAUUCCGUGCAGCAGUCACACGUUGUCGAAUGAGGUUGAGCGGGGUGUUUGAGGAGCCUUCCAUUAACUUGACAGUCGAUAUUUGAUAGCUCGCUGCU